ACUCGACUGAACUACACAUUGGACUGAUUGGACUACAGCUUACGUCAUCUCUGUGCGCUUUUAGCGAGAAGGACCUCUGGACAGAGAGAGAGAGAUGCAUGUGAGUGUGUCUGUCAGAGGUUUGAGAAAGCUUAACGUACAGCGUCACUGUAUCUCAUUUCUCAGCGUUCAUUCUCUUCUGAACCGUCCUUUUUGUUCUCCGCAGUGUGAACGCAGCAGCUCCACGAUGGAGCAGGCGGAGGUAAACACCCCGGUGUCUGGGGAGGAAAGCACCCCGAAAGAGGCAGAAACAGGCAAAAGAAAGAGCGACGAGCCGAGCGAAGCUGAGACAAGUGGCCGCAGCAAGAGGCGAAGAGGAGCCGGAGGGAAGAAGCUCCGUCCCGGGGAGAGAUACAUCCCUCCUCCGCAGAAGCGCAACCCGGGCGUCAGCUUCAGCAAGGAGCAUUUCGACGAGACCUCCUACUACUUUGAAGGCGGCCUGCGGAAAGUGCAUCCCUACUACUUUGACUUCAAAACCUACUGCAAAGGUCGGUGGAUUGGAAAGAGCCUCCUGGAGGUGUUCGAGAGUGAGUUCAGAUCCGAGUCCAUCGAGUACUACCAGAGGGCGACCAAGGAGGGUCGCAUCCGGCUGAACGACACACCCGUGGAGGACCUGUCUGUGGUGCUCAGGAAUAAUGACCUUAUGAAGAACACAGUGCAUCGCCACGAGCCCCCUGUAGUCGGCAGACCCCUGGAGGUCCUGGUGGAUGACGGGGAAGUGCUUGUGGUCAACAAGCCCGCCUCAAUCCCGGUCCACCCCUGCGGCCGUUUCCGCCACAACACAGUGAUUUUCAUCCUGGGAAAAGAGCGAGGCAUCUCUGAGCUCCACACAGUCCACAGACUGGACCGGCUCACCUCGGGUGUGCUGCUGUUUGCCAGGACACUGGAGACAUCGAAGAAACUGGACCAGUUGGUGAGAGACAGACAGCUUGAAAAGGAGUAUGUGUGCAGAGUAGACGGUGAGUUUCCAGAAGGGGAGCUGAUCUGCGAGGAGUCCAUCCUGGUGGUUUCCUUUAAAAUUGGCCUCUGCCGUGUCGACCCAAAGGGAAAGAAGUGCAGAACCGUCUUCCAGAGGCUUAGCUUCAAUGGAAAAACCAGCGUGGUUCGCUGUUUACCAGUGACUGGACGCACACACCAGAUCAGGGUCCACCUCCAGUACCUGGGCUUCCCCAUCCUCAAUGAUCCCAUCUAUGGGUCCUUGGCCUGGGGUCCACAUAGGGGGAGGGGGGGGCUGGUGGAAAAGAGUAACGAGGAGCUGCUGCAGGCCCUGAUAGAGGAGAAUCGCUCGGAGGAAAGUCUCCCUCUGCUGGAUAUUCCGGAUGAUGGGAUUCAGCAAAAGGCAGAGAAAAACAAAACAUCUGAGAAAGUUCAACUAUUAGACGGCCCUUCUGAACCCAACAAAAGCGGAGAGAGUCAUCAGAUUGACACACAGGUGCCGACAGGUGGCAGCUCAAGCAGUGACACAGCUGAUGAGGUGAGUCAGGGCUGCACGGACCCAGACAGUAACAAUACCUCCUCACCGAAAACUCAACCCAACAAAUCAAACGGAAAUCAAACAGAGGCAACAACUCCAAAAAGCCCUCCAGAGACCAAAGACCAUCUGUGCAGUGAAUGUAAGCUGGUACGAGCAGAUCCCACAGAGAAAGAACUCAUCAUGUAUCUCCACGCUUUACGCUACAAAGGACCUGAUUUUGAAUACUCCACGCCUUUACCCGAUUGGGCCAAAGAGGACUGGGUCGAGGCUGAUUGGAGCUGACCUGAUGCUCAUGACUUUGGCGUUUUUAGAUUACUGCCGUCAUGCUUUCUUUUUUUUCUUUUUUUUCAGACAUUUAAUAGAAUGAUUAGAAAUCCUUUUGAAAGAUUAUGCUUUGAGGCAGUUUUAAAUUUUCCUGUUUUAGCAUAUGCUGAAUGUAGAAAUAUGUUUCUCUUUGGCUCCUAGCUGUUGCCUUAAAUGCAUUAAGUACAAAUGGAAAAUUAAUUUGUAUUUAUUCUCAUUUUACUUUGUUUUAAUGUCAAGAAUAUAGUUUUUAAUUUGAUUUCACCCUUUUAAGCCUGUAAUCUGCCCAGUACUCAAACCAUGAUUUGAAAUAAAUAAAAAGCCAGUCCGCAGGAAAAUAAAUGAUUUAUUUCUA
Messenger RNA from Anoplopoma fimbria (sablefish), 2171 nucleotides. RefSeq names its product RNA pseudouridine synthase domain containing 2 (gene rpusd2). Gene Ontology annotation, molecular function: RNA binding; pseudouridine synthase activity. NCBI's taxonomy places the organism in Eukaryota, Metazoa, Chordata, Actinopteri, Perciformes, Anoplopomatidae. Gene Ontology annotation, biological process: pseudouridine synthesis. The record is from RefSeq and is a predicted model, not a curated record.